Messenger RNA from Yarrowia lipolytica CLIB122, 1476 nucleotides. RefSeq lists its product as uncharacterized. The record is from RefSeq and is a predicted model, not a curated record. NCBI's taxonomy places the organism in Eukaryota, Fungi, Ascomycota, Dipodascomycetes, Dipodascales. Gene Ontology annotation, cellular component: cytosolic [4Fe-4S] assembly targeting complex. Gene Ontology annotation, biological process: iron-sulfur cluster assembly.
AUGUCUUCGAUAUUGUCAGCAGACGACCUAAACGACUUCAUCUCGCCCGGAGCGGUGUGUAUCAAGCCGAUCAAGGUGGACAAGACAACUGAAAACGCUGAGAUCGAAAUCGGAGCCCAAGGACAGGCCCUGGAGGUGGGCAUCGAUGGGACACAAAAAGAGCUGGAGCCGGCGCAGCUGUCUCUAAGCGACUGCCUGGCAUGCUCGGGCUGCAUCACGUCGGCAGAGAGUGUUUUGGUGGCUCUUCAGAGCCAUACCCAGCUACUCGAUGAGCUCAAGAAGGAGGCAGAGCUACCCAGUGGCGAAAAACGCAUUUUUGUGUGCUCGGUGAGCCACCAGGCCCGAGCAAGUUUUGCGGCGGCCUUUGGGGUGUCUGUGGAGGUGGCCGAUGCCAAACUGCACUCUCUACUGUUGGACACUCUGGGGUUUGAUUACGUGGUGGGCAUGGGCGUGGGACGGGAGAUUUCGUUGAUCCACAGCGCCCAGGAGGUGGAGAAGUCGACACAGAAACCCGUCAUGGCUGCAUCGUGUCCCGGAUGGGUCUGCUACGUCGAAAAAACCCAUCCCCACGUCAUUCCCUACCUCUCGAGUGUCAAAUCUCCUCAGCAGAUUUGUGGAUCUCUACUCAAAAAGGUCAUUUGUGACACGAGAAGAGUCAAGCCCAGCCAGGUGUAUCACGUGAGUGUCAUGCCGUGUUUCGACAAGAAGUUGGAGGCGUCGCGCGACGAGUUUUCUGUCGAAGAGGCCGGCCAGGAGGAAAAAAUCAGAGACGUGGACUGUGUCAUCACCACCAAGGAAGUGGUCCAACUGCUGACAGAGAAAGACAUGAGUUUCGGUGGUCUUCCCGAGAUUGACAAAAGCCGUCUCUACACUUCAGUGCCCGAAACCUGGCCUGCUGAGCGAGACUGGGCGAACCACGUUGGGUCGUCUUCAGGGGGAUAUUUGCAUCAUGUUCUGACGGCGUUGAGGCUGCGGCAUGACCCCCUGGAAACUCGAACCCGUGUGGACGCGUCCAUGGGCAAAAACCAGGACGUUAUGGAGUACUCUGUCAUUGACACGGAGACUGGAGAAACGGUGGCUUCUGCCGCUCAGGUCUACGGCUUCAGAAACAUCCAGAACCUGGUUCGGAAGCUAAAGCCCAGCCGGGGUAAGGGCAAGGUUGUUUCGGCCAGAAAGAGCACAAAGACCGUUUCUGCUGCCCUCAACCCUUCCACUUACUCGUACAUUGAGGUCAUGGCUUGCCCUGGAGGAUGUAUCAAUGGAGGAGGGCAAGUGGGAGCUCCCGAGGGAGUUGCUGCACGUGAAUGGAAGGAUGAGACAGAAAAAAUGUACAACUCCAUCCCCUCAGAGGCCGUCAGUGAAGAGGUGGUGGACUGGGCCACAAAGGUGUGGGGACCCCAUGAUGAAGACAAGCUGGUGACUGCGCAUUAUCAGGAGGUGGAGAAGGUUGACCAGGGUCUGGCCUCCACUUGGUAA